AUGUUUUUCAUACCAAAUCAAAUCACUGGAUGUAUUGAUUAUGAUAAAUUAUCAUUAUUCUUAAAGUAUCAUGGUUCUACUACUAUGGGAAUCGAUUUCAAAAAAAAGUCAACUUCAAUAAUGUCAAACUUUUUCCAUAGAUGGGAUUCAUUAUGUCGUAAAGAGAAUUCCAUUGAAGAAAGAAUUAAAUCAAUUCAUUAUUUAACUUCAAAUGAAAAUAUUUAUCAACAUGUUUUCAUAAUUAAUUCAACAACAACAAAUUAUCAAGUUGAAAAAGAAAAGAAUAUGCUUUCAACUAUUGAAUAUCUUAUUUCAAAUGAUUUAUUAGAUUCAUUUGGAUAUAACUUCAUAUUUAUAAUUAUUGAAACAAUUUCAAAUAUUGUUAAAGAAAAUAAUAAAUAUCAUUGUUUACAUGAAAAUAUAAUUACAGAGUUAGAAUUUCUUGAACUUAUUAAAUUAAUACUUUUAAAAUCAAAAGGAACUCAAAGAGAACGACCAAUUAAAACUCAUAUUAAAGAAGUUUCAAAAUCAAAUGAAUUCUAUAAGAUUUUAUUAUUUUUUGAAAAUAAAGAAACCAACUUUGGUCAAUUCUUUCAAUCAAUUGAAUUUAAAGAAUUUAAAUCAUUGGAAACAAAAUUGGAUAUGAUUGAUAAAAUGUUUUUAAAUGAAAAUAAUGUUAUCAAAAUACUCAAAUUGGGUUAUCCAGAUUUGUUAGCACAAUCAUGUGGUGUUAGAAUAUAUGAACAACUCUUUGAUCUUCUUAUCCUUCCAAAUCAAGAAUUUCAAAUUUUAUUAGGUAGUGCAAUCUUAUUCAAUAGAACUGAUGUCACCCAAUUUCUCUUUGAAACAUUUGAUGUAACCCCAGGUCAACAUCAAUUUUUCUUUGAGGUUUUUACCUAUGGUUCUAUUUGGUUAUUUAAAGAAUAUUCAGAAAUCUUCAAAUAUGAUCCUUUUGCAUACAGAAAAAAAGUUACCUUUAAUCGUUUUAGUUGUCCCAAAUUAUCAUUAGAUAAUAUCAUUAAUGAAUCUUUGAUUAAUGGUCAUGUAGGUUUAUUCAAAGAAAUCUUAAAGAAUUUUCCAACACAUAAUAUUGGUAAAUUAGUUGAUAUAGUUGUUGAAAAACAACUUGAACAAAAACGUCUCAAACAAAAACAAAAACAACUUGAACAAGAACAAGAAGAACAACUCGAACUACAAAAACAAAAGCAAAUUGAACAACAAAUAAAACAAAUUUUCCUCCUAAAAAAACAACAACAUCAACAAAAUCAUUUUUUGUUAACUCUUUUCAAGUCUUAUAUUAAUAAAAAGAGAUUAUUAGAAGACCUAUCUGUUGACCAUGAAAAUAAUAAAAAACAAAAAUCAGAGGAAAAUAAUAAUAAUAACAAUAAUCCAAAUAAUAAUAAUAAUAAUAAUAAUAAUAAUAAUAAUAAUAAUAAUAAUAAUAAUAAUAAUAAUAAUAAUAAUAAUAAUAAUAAUAAUAAUAAUAAUAAUAAUAAAUAA
This is a messenger RNA of Dictyostelium discoideum AX4, 1500 nucleotides long. RefSeq lists its product as hypothetical. The record is from RefSeq and is a predicted model, not a curated record. The coding region runs from base 1 to 1500 and encodes 499 amino acids. The transcript is spliced from 4 exons. Lineage: Eukaryota; Evosea; Eumycetozoa; Dictyosteliales; Dictyosteliaceae.